This is a messenger RNA of Aspergillus affinis, 729 nucleotides long. RefSeq lists its product as uncharacterized. The record is from RefSeq and is a predicted model, not a curated record. Gene Ontology annotation, biological process: mycotoxin biosynthetic process. The transcript has a single exon. Lineage: Eukaryota; Fungi; Ascomycota; Eurotiomycetes; Eurotiales; Aspergillaceae. Bases 1 to 729 code for a protein of 242 amino acids.
AUGUCCUACUCCCUCUUACCAGAUUCACCACCCCCUACAAAAACAAAAUCCCACCCCAACCCAUACGCCCACUUCAUAACACACCACCUCCCUCUCCUCCUCAUCCUCUCCUUCGCCUUCCUCCUCACCCUAACCAUCCUCCUGCUCCUCCUCCCAAUCACAGGUCCCAAUCUCCUCGGAACAGCAAGAACAUGUCCCUCCUACCCGCUCUGGCAAAAACACCCUGCAUACAUCCUCAGUUCCUCCCGCGAAAAUCCACUCAACGAGGCCCAGACACAAAACCAUCACCCCCAGGAUAAGGAUCAAGAUACGGGUAAAGACAAAACCUGGGAAAACACAGUCAUCCCCCCAACCAGCGGCGGCGGAAUCUUCGCUUCCCAUCUCGACGUUCUCACCGAGGCGGAUGUGCAGCGGGUCGGUGCGAACAAAACGCACAGUGGCGUCUUGGAUCAGUCGUAUAGGAUUGUGAUGUUUCAUCAACUGCAUUGUUUGGGGGCGUUGAGGGGGAAGAUCUUUCCUGAUGCUGUACAUGAACAUAAGCAUUCGGGGGGUGAGGGAAAGAGCACCGAGAGUGAGAAGGAAAAGCAAAUCAAGGAGCAGGAUCAUCUAGGCCAUUGUUUUAAAUAUAUUUUGCAGGUUCGUUUAUACCACUCUCUCCUUCCCUCCGUUCCUCGCCGUUUUGCUCUUUCGCCGACUCACCAUCUAACCCCGAAUAAGAUAGCUGGUUAA